Messenger RNA from Lineus longissimus, 1857 nucleotides. RefSeq names its product adipocyte plasma membrane-associated protein-like. Bases 161 to 1321 code for a protein of 386 amino acids. Gene Ontology annotation, molecular function: hydrolase activity; strictosidine synthase activity. The transcript is spliced from 8 exons. Gene Ontology annotation, cellular component: endomembrane system. Lineage: Eukaryota; Metazoa; Nemertea; Pilidiophora; Heteronemertea; Lineidae. The record is from RefSeq and is a predicted model, not a curated record. Gene Ontology annotation, biological process: biosynthetic process.
GUCUGUCAUCUCACACAUGUCACAUGCCCUGCAGAUGAACUUUUCAACUUUUCCACACAUUUUUCGUGUCAGAAUGGUUUUAUAAUGACAUCAAAGACUUUGUAUUUAUAUUUAGUAGAUAGUUGGGAAGGGUCAGACAGAAGUCAACUAUCGUCUGAAAAUGAAUGCCUAUGUAAUCCCUUUCACAGUGGCAGUCCUAUCUAUCGGUAUCUACCUGAUACCGAGCCCCAUUGACCCUCAACCAUACACCUUCCGUGAUUACCCACCUGAGCUUAUUGGACCGUUAAAGCCCAACUACAAGCUACAGAAAGCAAAGCAUAUCUUUGAAAAUGUUGUGAUAGGACCAGAGACAUUCACAGCAGAUAAAAAAGGAUACAUCUAUACUGGCUCAGCAGAUGGCAAACUUUGGCGGUUCAAGGGAGACGAUUUACAACUGCUUGGUAGGACAGGAGUUGAUGACACCAGAUGUGGUUCUUUAGAAAUGGAGUCUGUGUGCGGCCGCCCAAAAGGCAUGAAGGUCGAUAGCCAUGGGAACCUGAUAUUUGUUGAUGCGUACAAAGGAUUGAUGAAGAUGGACUUGGUGACAAUGGAGAUUGAGAUGCUGGUAUCUAGUGAGACAGGGAUAAAUGGUGUUCCUUUUAUGUUUCUGAACAGCAUUGACAUUACAAGCAAUGGGACUAUCUACUUCACAGACUCAACGACACGAUGGACAAGAAAAGAUUACAGAUUUGAGGUGAUAGAAACGAACCACCUGGGACGUCUGCUCUCCUAUGACCCGCGUACAAAAACAUUGAGCCUGGUUCUUGACAAUCUCUACCUAGCCAAUGGUAUUGCUCUCUCUCAAGAUGAGUCGUACAUCCUUAUCCAAGAGAUGAGUAUUAUGAGGAUAUUGAAAUAUUACUUGAAGGGGCCGAGAGCUGGCAGUUCAGAGGUCAUUAUGGAGAAUAUGGCCGGCUAUCCUGACAACAUCAAGUUAACGAAAUCAGGCACUUUUCAUGUGGCCAUGGGUGUGACAAGAUUCAGGAAGGCUGGCAUACUCAAGUAUGCUCGGCCAUUCUUGGAUGUUAUUGGGCCAUAUCCGGCUCUAAAAAGGCUUAUAGCAAAGCUGACACCACUCUGGGCCUACAGCAUCUUCCUCCCCCGCCAUAACUAUUUCCUCGAAAUUGACGGAGACGGCAACAUCUUGAAGAGCUUCCAUGAUCCAGACGGGAAGAUAAUACGAGGAAUCAGUGAGGUGUUUGAGCACGACGGCAGGUUGUACAUCGGACAUCACGAGUUUCCGUACGUAAGUGUCAUGGAUGUAAAGGAUUUAGAGGACUAGGGAAUCUCAUCGAGGCUCAUUGAGUGUCCGACUCUGGAUUCUCAACUAUGUAGGAGACUGAAAAUUCUCAUGGACUUUGUGAGCUGUGUAUGCCCAAUUUCUUAGAGUAGCUAGAAUUCUCACAUCUAAUAGACAUUGUGGCCAAUGGUAGAAUUGUUGUGCAGUGUCACAGGAAGGACUACUCCAUUGACUAUGUUACUGUUGUGAGGGUUGGAAGUGUGCAUACAAAUGCGUCUGAAAUAUAACCUCAUUGAGAGUGGACGUUUUCUGAGCCGAGUGGAAUUGACCACCCUCAAUAACAAAGAAGUUGGUCAAUGUACCGUAAAUGUAAAGUGAUGUGAACCAAUAUAUAAGUCUUUCAAAAAAGAGUGCAAAAACAUUUGACUCUUUCUAUUGUUAAAUUUCAACCUAUUAAGUAAGUGUGAGUUAAUUCUGCAAAGGAUCCUUUAGGAUGUAAGUGUGAUAAAUGUCAUUCUUUUAGAUGUUACUGUAGACAGUAGUGCAACUACCAAUGAUAAAUAAAUGGUUGCAAUUUA